AUCUCCAACUUGCAGGGUAGAUGGGAAAAGCUUCCAGAGUCCGACAAACAACACUUAAUCGACGCAUUGGCCGACAAGCAAAAGUUGCCAUGGACCCAGCUCUCAUUAGAAGAAAAGAAGGCUGCAUGGUACAUCUCCUUCGGCUCUUGGGGCCCAAGAAAGCCAAUGGAAAGUCCAGAAGAAAGUGCUAGAAUCUACAAGGGUAUAGCUGUUGGCCUUGUUUUCAGCGCCACCCUGUUCCUCACGUACUACUCCAUGAGAAACGUUCCAAAGACCAUGAACAAGGAAUGGCAAGAACAAUCGGACGAAUACUUGGCUUCCAAGAACGCAAAUCCUUUCAGU
Molecule: messenger RNA, 342 nt
Organism: Pichia membranifaciens NRRL Y-2026
Lineage: Eukaryota; Fungi; Ascomycota; Pichiomycetes; Pichiales; Pichiaceae
Exons: 1
Biological process (GO): mitochondrial electron transport, cytochrome c to oxygen
Source: RefSeq, a predicted model, not a curated record